Molecule: messenger RNA, 1307 nt
Organism: Solanum tuberosum (potato)
Lineage: Eukaryota; Viridiplantae; Streptophyta; Magnoliopsida; Solanales; Solanaceae
Exons: 3
Coding region: 550-1161 (203 amino acids)
Source: RefSeq, a predicted model, not a curated record
ACAACUAUAUAUUAUAAAAUUAAAAAAUAUGUUAUCGUGAUUAGAAAAUGUUUAAGUAUGAUGUGCACUGCUGGACUUGUCUGGGGGCAUCUCUUUCACAAAACUCAAACCACAUUGGCUAAGGGGACUGGAUUUGUUUGGCAUGCUUCCUCCCUAGUCCCCCCCCUACAUACCUGUUUCACCUUUUUUUUUCUAUCAAACUCCAAAAAUACAACAACAUUUGCUUUGAUUUCUGUGUGAUAAAUGAGAAUCUUAAAUUCUUCCUCAUCAGUCCUAAUAAUGCUAUUUUAUUCUUUCCUCUUUUAAUUUUUUAUAUAUAUUUCCUUGGGGGUGCUCACUUUGGCAGUAUAUACUAGAGGCAAAAUUAAAAGUGGGAUGUUAAUAAACUCCCUCAAACAAAAAAAGCCUAAAAGUCUCCAAGUUUGGUUUGUAAACUCCUCAAAGUUCUUCUAUUCGAUCAAUAAAGUACAACGUUACAGGUACUAAUAUACAUUCCCAAUUCCGGAGAUAUAUUGAGUCAAACAUCGUUUUAUUUCUUCGGUUUUAAAAAUGGAGAAGCUUAUCAAUCCAUACGAUAAGGAAUACAUGAAGAUGGCGAUGUUAAAGCAUGAAGAGAUAUUCAGAGAACAGGUGUAUGAACUUCAUCGUCUAUAUCAAACACAGAAAUUACUGAUGAAAAAUAUGUCAAAUAGUACUAAUCGGCCUCAACAAGAUCAUCAUCAUCAAGUAGUGGUCAACCAUUUAGAUUCAAACAAAAAGAUCACUGGUCGUCAAUGUAUUGACUUGGAAAUAAAGCCAAAUACAGAUGAAGAACACAUUGCAGAAUCAGAUGAAUUGGAAUUAACUUUAGGGCUAUCAAGUUACAACGUUCGUCGAAGGAGAAAAACAGCUCAUUUUGAUUCUUCUUCACCAAGUUUUUCUUCAUCUAAUUCAACAGGAUCUGCUUCUAGCCAAAUAAAGCAUAUUACAACAAAUUUAGUGAGGAAUAUUGAAGGUAGUAAAUGGGGACUUGACGAGAAAUUACCCGUUUCGAAUAAUUUCCAGAUUGGUGGAAGAACGUCACAAAGUAAUCAAAAUGUUGAUCAAGAGCAAUAUAGAUCACAAGAUUCGUUGAAUAAUCCUCCUUGGCUUUUUCAAGUUUUGAGUUUGAAUAUGACGUGAAAAAAAUGUAUUAUUAAAUUAUGAUGCUGAUGAUUAAUUAAUUAUAUUAGUCGAUCGGAUGUGAUAAGAUUUUAGACUUUCAUCCUACCGAUCAACUACUUGUGUAAUUUAAUUUGUGUGAAAUUUUAGUAUGAUCUUUUGUUUAA